Molecule: messenger RNA, 1167 nt
Organism: Penicillium digitatum Pd1
Lineage: Eukaryota; Fungi; Ascomycota; Eurotiomycetes; Eurotiales; Aspergillaceae
Source: RefSeq, a predicted model, not a curated record
AUGAGCAAUCAAGAUACCAACCAAGAAGCGUGGCAGUAUCAUCAGGAGGUCGACGAGGAAACACCUUUGAUCCAUUCUCCCACCAUUGAGCCAUAUUCCGUCUUUACGCCAACACAGAAACGCUUUAUUAUUCUGACAGCGGCACUGGCUUCGAGCUUUUCGCCUCUAUCUGCUAAUAUCUACUACCCGGCGUUGAAUUCCAUCGCGGAGGACUUACUAGUCAGUCCAUCUCAAAUCAAUCUGACGAUCACGACAUAUAUGGGCCUCGCUCCACUGAUGACAGGAUCUUUGGCAGACCAGGCUGGUCGUCGACCUGCGUACAUUCUUUGUUUCGUGAUUUACAUAUUUGGGAGCGUUGCUCUGGCUCUACAACACAGCUUUCUGGCACUCCUAGCUCUUCGUGCCGUCCAGAGCUGCGGGAGUAGCGGGACAGUGGCCCUUGCAUCCGCAGUCGCCGCCGACAUCAUCACAUCUGCUGAGCGAGGUAUGUACAUGGGCUUUACUUCGCUAGGAAACAUUCUUGCUCCAUCCAUCGGGCCGAUCCUUGGCGGUAUUUUGAGCAAGUACCUAGGCUGGGAAGCGAUCUUCUGGUUCCUUGCCAUUGCAGCCUUAUUUUUUUUCGUCUUACUACUGCUGUUCUUCCCCGAAACGUGCCGUGGAGUUGUCGGUAAUGGCUCGAUUCCGGUCUUCGGAUGGAAUCGAGCCAUUUGCAGUUAUUUGCGGACAACCACCGCUGUUUCCCCCCCUGAGCCAAGUGUGCCGAGGAGGCGCGUGAAUCUCCCCAAUCCCUGCUCAACCCUGCAUCUGCUUUCCCACCGACCAGUGGGACUAGUGCUUUUGGCAAAUGGAGUGGUAUUCAGCAGCUACUACGCAGUUACAGCUGGAAUCCCCGCACUCUUCCACAAAGUCUAUGAUCUCAAUGAAUUAGAGAUUGGCCUAUGCUUCAUUCCUGCAGGGCUAGGGUCAUUGUUCAGCGCAACUGCCAAUGGAGUAUUAGCCGACUGGAACUACCGACGGACUCGACGUAACGCCGGUCAGACGGUACACAGGAACCAAAAGCAGGACAUCCUUGGAUUUCCCAUCGAACAAGCGAGGUUGCAGGUUGGCCUGCCAAUGACAGUUCGUUUCCCUGAGAUUUCCUUGUACAUGACCCCUUCUAUUAGUUGA